AUGAACUUUCAGUUGUUUUCACGAUAUAUUUAUAAAACAAUUUUUCACAAGUCUCCUGGCUAUCAGUGGGGUCGCUUUUCCUUCGUGCCAAGCAAAGAAAAUGCACACAAGCUGCCGAAAAAUAUCAAGUUCUUUGAAUCCGCAUCUCCAGUUGCAUUGGAGCAAGUUACCAGUUCAAUGCAAAUUUACCUGGAUUUCAUCACCAAAACCGAAGAGCAAAAAUUACUAGAUGAAGUUGAACAUGUUUUGAAAAGAAUUCGCUACGAAACUAGUCACUGGGACGAUGCGAUUCACAACUAUCGAGAGACUGAACAUUUGAGAUGGAAACCAGACAACCAGAAGAUUAUUGAACGAGUGCGGCAAACGGCGUUUGCUUCAAAUGCAAAACACAUCAAGUAUGUGCACAUUCUCGAUAUUGCCAAGGAUGGAUUCAUAAAGCCUCAUGUCGACAGUGUCAGGUUUUGUGGUGAUACCAUUUCAGGAAUUUCCCUACUAUCAGAUUCGGUUAUGCGUCUCGCUCUUGAACAGGACAAAACUGUUUUCGUGGAUAUUCUGCUCAAUCGCCGAUCACUUUACAUAAUGAGAGGUGAUUCUCGCUACAAAUUCACUCAUGAGAUUUUAGAUGACAAAACUUCAUACUUUCGGGGUCAGCAUGUUCCACGAGAUCGUCGAAUCUCUGUCAUUUGUCGAAAUGAACCACCCAACGAGGAAUAA
Molecule: messenger RNA, 714 nt
Organism: Rhagoletis zephyria (snowberry fruit fly)
Lineage: Eukaryota; Metazoa; Arthropoda; Insecta; Diptera; Tephritidae
Source: RefSeq, a predicted model, not a curated record